Molecule: messenger RNA, 3697 nt
Organism: Vitrella brassicaformis
Lineage: Eukaryota; Vitrellaceae
Source: the annotation of a GenBank genome assembly
GGUUGAUUGACACACAUUGCUGGGAGACGGACGGGACACAUCACAGCUCUGUACAGUGCGUGUCUGUCAUGAAACCAUCCGUCCAUCCAUCCAUCCAUCCACUCAGUCAGUCAGUCAGUCAGUCAGUCGGCCAACCAGCUCACAUACGCACGCAAUCGAUUCAUGCAGUCGGUGGAUCAGCAGCUAUCCAGCUAUGGGACUAGAUUGGUGGACCUUGGCCACCGUCGUGUCCUUCCUCCACCUGAUCGACAAACAAAAGGGGACAAACGGAAAUGAUCAAAUGACACGGCACAACCGUGACCCUGCCCCCAUUCAGUCACCCGCCGGCAGAUGAUCAGCACCCGUGUGGAUGCAUCAGAAGGAUAGGUCGUCUUCGCCCUCCUCAUCGUCUUCGAAGUCGUCGUCGUCGUCACCAUCGUCCUCCAAACCGUCGGCAUCGCGCUCAUACGCCUUCAACCUGACACACAUACACGCACACACACACAUACACGCAAAGGGGCGGGCUGUGCUGCAUGUGGGCAUGCAUGUGGGCAGAUGAGGUGGGUGUGUUGUGUGGGUGUUACUUUCGUUUGGCCUCCUGUUUGUCAUUCUUCUGGAAUAGCUUCUGGUAGUCGACUCGCGGCUUCCGCCCGGCAGCACCACCGCCACGGCCGCCGCCACGCUUGCCCCCACGACCCCUACCGCCACGACCAGCCUUACCUGACGCACACACACGUACACAUACGCACAGAGGCAUCCAUCCCAACAUAUAUCAGCACGUAUGGACAAGCAUUGUGUGUGCGGGGGCUGACUGAAUUUGUCAUAGAACUGGAAUGCGUAUGCGGCCUGGCCCAUGGGGUCGGCCCGCGGCAGCUCCUGCUCCACGUAGUCCAUCUCAUCCACACCGACCUCACCAUCAUGCCCACCAUGCUCGUCAUGGUCAUCUCCCUCCAUCUUGACAACACCACCAGCAGCAGCGGGUGCCGCUCGACCACCCCUCCCUCUACCCCCACCCCCACCCCUUCCCCUGCCGCCACGGCCCCGUUUGGCCGGCGCGAUCGACUUGCGGCGGUAGUCUUGCCGCCCGACGCUCAGCCGCACCUCGAACGAGCCGAACGAGUUGAUGGAACUGCGACGCGGACGGGGCCGGCACGGCGGGGAGGGGGAAUGGGCAGGGGAGGAGCCACCCGCCGAUGACUCCUUCACCCGACCGCCCUCCUGCCUCCCCUUCUUGCCCGAUCGGCUGAGGCGCAGGUGGCGGCCUUCAGGGUCGGGUGGUGGCCGCACCGAUGGACCAGCACGCUCACUGUCGUCGGCCUGGGUGGCGUCCACCAGAGGGUCUUCCUCCAUGGGCUGCGGGUCGUGUGAGGGUUGCGGGAGGUCGACGGGCUUCGGUCUCUGCCGGACGUCCUUGAACGGGUCGUGGAGGCCCUUCUGCGGCCGCCGCUCUGCCAAAUGCUGCAGUUGCUGCACACACAGGCAUGAUAUUGAGGACAUGGAGGGUGGGAGGUUGCUGUGUCCACAUUUCGUCCCGUGUGUCUGAUGCAUGCAUACCAUUCUGGCUUUCUGGGGUCCUUUCGCCUUCUCAAAGUCCUUCUUGGGUGCCCCAUCGCCAUCUGACGUUACGCAGCACAGAGAGGGAGGGAACACACACGAAGGGAUGACCCAUCCAUCCAUCCAUCCGUCUAUCCAUCGAUGGAAGGGAUGGGUGGCUGUCACUGCUGGAGGUUCUGUUCUCUCCUAUGACCGUUCUUCUUUUUCUUCUUCUCGGGGGGCGCCUUCUCGGCUCGCUCAGUCCUGACACACAGGCAUAGAUGAGAUGAGGGGUGUAAUGCUAUCCGACUUGUUCCCUUUAUGUGUGUCAGUUGGUCAUCUCACCACAUGUCAUAGUAUUGGGAGCACUCUGCGGCGGUGCGGCCGGUCCCGAGCUCGCGAGCAACACACUCCCAGCAGCUGCACACAAACACCCACCCAGAAUGGAUGAGCAAUGCACCAACCGUCACAAUUAUCAGGCGCUUCUUCAGUGUGGCUGGCUGGCUUACUCGGGGUCCCUGAAGUCUACUUUGCCAAUCGUCAAGAUGCGCUCCAACUUGUCCAUCUCAGCACCGGUCCACUCCUCACCAACACGACCCUUGCUAACACCACCACUUCCUGCACCGGCAGCUGCAGCCUUCCCCCCGCCGGCGGCCUUGGCCUUGGCGCGGCCACCUGCAGCCCUAGACGCCCCCCGACGGACCACAGCAGACGGCUGGCCUCUGUCUGCUCGCUGCCUGUCGUCCUUGGCUCCUGCGCGGCCGCGUCCUGUCCUCACGGACGGCUCCGGCUGCUCGGAUGGGUCAAUGGCCGAUGGCUGGGAUGACUGCAGGCUCUCGUCGGUGUCCAGGACGUCAGAAGAGCUCUCACUCACCUGCUUCUUUUUUGCCGCCGCCUUGGCCUUGGGCUUGGCCGCAGUGGCAUUGCGCUUGCGCUGCCUGGGGCCGCUCGGCACCUCAUCUUGGUCCUCCUGCGAGCAUGAGGGCGGGGCCGCCUUGGGAGCAACGAGUGGCCGCUUGGGUUUGCGGGGCCGGCGCAUCUUGAUGUCACGACCGUCGUCCCUGCCCGAAUGGGACACCCUCACGCGGCCCUUCACCUCUCCCCCGCCCUUGCCCCCCUCCUGCUUGUGCUGCUGCUGCUCCUCUUGCAGCUGCAGCUGUUUCUUGAGUGCCCGGGCCUCAUCUCUGUCCUUCUCAGGCUGGAACUUGCGCAGCAGCUUCUUGAUGGGCGGGCCGGUCGUCUCGUCAUCGUCCUGUGGUUGCUGGGCCGGUGGCACGUGUGGCGUCUGCACUUGGACGAGGGGAAGGUCGGCGCUGGGUGACAUCUGGAUGGGGGCGGGAGAAGCAGGGGGAGCGGCAGGGGGAGGGGGAGGGGGAUGACCACGGUAGUCACAGGCAGGGCUGCGUGACUCGUCGCUCAUGACGAUGCGAUUGGCCUUGCGGCGCACAGGGAUGCGAUCGGAGUCGUUCUCCGAUGAGCCCGAUCCGGCCUUGGCAUAGUUGACUCGACUGUGCCGCCGUGCUGCAGAUGAUGGCUUGCCGUUCUUGUAGUCACCGCAGUUGGCUAUCUCCUGCAGAAUCCGCGACAGCUUCUUCUUGGGCUUGAGGUUUGGGUUGGCAGGGGGAGGGGAAGGGGCAGGGGGGUGGUCUGAUUGGCGGACGUCUGUGGCGCCUGCUGCGUCAGCAUGGGCACCAGAGGCACCGAUGUGCGCAGCGACAGACUGGCUAUGAGGGGCGAUGGGCUGGCCGGCAUUGACGAGAUGAGCUCCUGGCUUCCUCCCGUCCUCUGCUGCUGGUGGUGGCGCUGCUACUGGGCCAUCACCGGCUGCAGAUCGGUGCAUCUGUGGUCUGGCAUCGCUAUCCACCUGCCGGUCGGCAAGCGGGGCCUUCUCACGCACACUGCCGCCUGUUGCGAACAGACGAACAGACAGACGCACAUCCAUCAUUCCAAUCCAUGCGCAUUUAUUCACCUUGCGCAUGAGUUGACGGGUGAUCUUGCGGCAUUCCAUCGGUCUGCGGCCUUGCACCCUCUUCACCAACACCUUCCUUUGGCCUUUUCUUCAGGGACCUCCCCAAUGCGCUCGGCAACGAAGGCUCGGCAUUCAUCCUCAAACUCACUCAACCAACAUUCAUAGGCAUGCCCUCCCUGAGGGUCAAGGAAGGGAACAUGCCGUCCUCUUCAAAAC